This is a messenger RNA of Spizellomyces punctatus DAOM BR117, 1110 nucleotides long. RefSeq lists its product as uncharacterized. The transcript is spliced from 6 exons. The record is from RefSeq and is a predicted model, not a curated record. NCBI's taxonomy places the organism in Eukaryota, Fungi, Chytridiomycota, Chytridiomycetes, Spizellomycetales, Spizellomycetaceae. Bases 20 to 976 code for a protein of 318 amino acids.
CGCGUCAAUAUCCAAUACUAUGCACCAGGUGAACGAAGGGCCCGUCCGCCGACUUCGAUCUCGUAGUAUAUGCAUUGCAGCAGCUAUAGUCACCUGCGCUCUGGUGCUCUUCUUUGGUCUCAAUCUUCACCCGUCUACACCGCGACGCCUGCGAUCGUUCUCCUUUGGUUCUUCUCAAGGGGCUAUUGCUGAGGAAGCUCUUGAUUGCUUCAAACAGGAGGUAGAUAUAAGCGACUGGAGCAAGUCUCAGAAAUGCUGGAACGAUGUUAGAAGAAAGGCUGUAUUAAGCACGCUGGAAAUGUUGGAGGAGCUUCCGCUUGGGCAUCCGGCAGUAAAGCGCUUUCAAGACCAAAAGCCAGGCUACAGUGUUCUCGAUCUUCUUCCUGUAACGUACCAAUGCGACGCCAACCAGCUUAAACGCAUUGGUGAAGAUGGGGACGGUGGGAAAUGGAUGUGCACAGAGCUGCUGGAUAUUGGCAAGGACGACUGUCACAUCUUUUCGCUAGGAUCCAACGGGAACUUCCAUUUUGAAGAGUCGAUAUCCAAGCUGACGAAAGGAAAGUGCAAAAUACAUACUUUUGAUUGCACCGGCAAGUGGUCGAAUAGGGUGACCAGCUUCCAUUCCUGGUGUAUCGGCGAUAAAGAUGAGGUGAUUGACGGGCGGACUUACAAGCGGCUCUCCACUAUAGCCAAGGAAUUGCGAAUAUCGCACAUAUCGCUCCUAAAGAUGGAUAUUGAGGGGUUUGAAUGGCCGGUUUUUGAGAGCUUAAAAGCUGAGACAGAGUCAUUCCUUCCAAAGCAAAUCCUGGUUGAAGUUCACACCGGGGAGCCUGGACAAGUGCCUACAAAAGGAACGUGGCUGCAUAGCGUGAUAGCGCUGAUGAAGGAUCUUGACACGAUGGGAUAUCGAGUGGCAGCACAGGAGCGGAACCCAUUGUGUCCAACCUGUAGCGAAUAUGUUCUGAUACGAGAAUAACCAAUGAAUUUUCGUGACCAUGUCAAAUGCAUUUAUUAUGAGCGAAAUCUAAACAUAGAGUAAAACACCAUCUUCAAAACUCGGCAACCCAUCAUUUUGCACUAAUCCAAUGACGAUCGCUCUUAACAUCCAGG